AUGAUCAGUUUUCGGUGGUAGUAGUAGGCCACCAGUUUACUAUCAUCAGUUUCAGCUUUUUUAUUAGGCACGCGACAACAUCUGCCUGAUAAAUAAUGUUUCGAAACACGUAUCAGCGGGGAUUCCUGACAGUAUUCAGUAGCAGUGGAAGUAAACCUUUGGAGAUCUGGGACAUAGUCACGAAAAAUGGCCACGCCAAACGGGUUACCGAUGAAGAACUCAAGCUUAUGUCUUUUGAGCUAAUGGGCGCCAAUGUGGCCACCACGUACAUGGUAGCCCCAAAAUGCCCCUGCCCAUCCCUGGGCGUUAAGUUGCCAUUUCUAGUUUUGCUGGUGAAGAACCUCAAGAAGUUCUUCUCUUUCGAAAUUCAGAUACUGGACGAUCGUAACUUGCUGCGACGAUUCCGAGCAUCAAACUACCAGAGUGCAACACGUGUGGACAACUUUUGUACUGUGAUGCCACUGGCUCUCACUCCCGGAUGGAAUCAAAUUCAGUUCAAUCUGGCUGACUUUACGCGCCGUGCGUAUGGGACCAACUACAUCGAAACGGUACGCAUACAAAUCCACGCAAAUGUGCGCAUAAAGCGGGUCUACUUUUGCGACCGACUCUAUCCGGACGAUGAACUGCCACCGCAGCUCCGCUUGCACCCUCCGCUGAGGCCAACCAGAAUCACGGGCUAUACGAAGUCGAGCGGCAAAAAGCCGGCGGAAGCAAUUGAAACGGCUCGCCCUAGUACGCCGGUAACGGCAACAGAAGCACCUGCUGCCAGUGAGUCAGCCCCCCGAAGAAGUACCAUGCGUCCGGCUGUGGAGACCACUGUUGAGAUUCCCGCAGAGACGGUGGUGUUUGAAAGCGAUGAUGGUCCACCUCCUGAAGGUGAAGGUUCACCUGUACUUCCUGAAGAAUUUGAGGACCAAGUUCCUGACAUUGCUCCUGUGAUGUCAGCUCCGGAAAUCGCCGUUCAAUAUUAAGUUAGACUUUUUAGGUAAUUAUUGAUUGCAUUGAAUAGAAUCAGAUCAAAAUUUACUAGUAA
Molecule: messenger RNA, 1033 nt
Organism: Aedes albopictus (Asian tiger mosquito)
Lineage: Eukaryota; Metazoa; Arthropoda; Insecta; Diptera; Culicidae
Product: cilia- and flagella-associated protein 20
Exons: 2
Coding region: 96-971 (291 amino acids)
Biological process (GO): positive regulation of cell motility; cilium assembly; regulation of cilium beat frequency involved in ciliary motility
Cellular component (GO): ciliary basal body; motile cilium
Source: RefSeq, a predicted model, not a curated record